Messenger RNA from Anoplopoma fimbria (sablefish), 4270 nucleotides. It is a transcript of the gene bcl2b, whose product is annotated as BCL2 apoptosis regulator b. Gene Ontology annotation, biological process: negative regulation of intrinsic apoptotic signaling pathway; intrinsic apoptotic signaling pathway in response to DNA damage; extrinsic apoptotic signaling pathway in absence of ligand. NCBI's taxonomy places the organism in Eukaryota, Metazoa, Chordata, Actinopteri, Perciformes, Anoplopomatidae. The record is from RefSeq and is a predicted model, not a curated record. Gene Ontology annotation, molecular function: protein heterodimerization activity; protein homodimerization activity. Gene Ontology annotation, cellular component: mitochondrial outer membrane.
GUGAGCAGGGAGCUGCUGCGGAGGAUAUGAGGAGCAAUCGUGGAAGAGGAGUCAGUCCGACCUUGUCUGGCCCGCAGUCCCGCGCCUGGUUGUGCGUAAAACGCGGCUAAAAUAGUUGGCGCCGUUCUAAGCCCCCUUUCGGGCUGCGUCCAACUUUGGCCCUCAUUCAUGUUUUUUUAUUCGCAACACAGUCCACGUCUGAGUGAUGUGCACAGGAAUACCUCUUCCGCAUAUUGGAUUUCAAUGCAAAGAGAAGGUCGCCAACGUCCCUCUGAGGAUUCGGGAAAUGAAGACUGCUGCUGACACGGACUCAGUAUUUUUUUUACUUUUGAAAAACGUUUUUCUGCGCAGUUUUGAUUGAAGGAUUUUUUCGUCCACUCGCGACGCGUUCGCCCCAUGUGUGGGAUCACUCGUUGCAUUGCAUGUAUUAGAAAACAAAUCGAGUUUUUGGAUAAGCCUGGGCGCUGUACAUGGGUGCACAGAUUCGAUCACAAUGUAUUUAAUUUAAGACAAAACCCCCUCUUGUCUGUAUAAAGUGCCAACAUUAAGCCGGGAUGGCGAACGAGUGUAAUCGCAACAUUGUGGAAAAGUAUAUCUGCCAUAAACUCUCCAAACGGGGCUACGUGUUCGGAUUUGAUGACGUCCGGGAUGAAGAUGCCGCUGAUAACGGCUCACUAGUCGUCCCGCCACCGACGCUGGUCCGCCGGUGCCGUGAAGCCGGCGGACCGGGGCCCGACAGCGAGAGCUCCCGCCUCUGCAGACGGCUCCCCCAGUCCGACCCGACCGCCGCCACCCACCGGGUCUUACGCGAGGCUGGAGACGAACUCGAGAGACUGUACCAGCCGGACUUCACGGAGAUGUCGCGGCAGCUGUAUCUGACCUCCACCACGGCGCAGAGGAGGUUCGCCGAGGUGAUCGACGAACUGUUCCGGGACGGGGUGAACUGGGGCCGGAUCAUCGCCUUCUUCGAGUUCGGGGGCACGGUGUGCGUGGAGUGCGCCGCCAAGGAGGAGAUGACCUCGCAGGUGGACAACAUCGCGGAGUGGAUGACGGAGUAUUUGAACGGACCCCUGAACAACUGGAUACAAGAUAACGGGGGAUGGGAGGCCUUUGUGGAGCUGUAUGACAGACAGAGGGACUCCCUCUUCAACUGCUCCUGGCCCUCCAUUAAGACGGUCUUCGGCCUGGCUGCAAUCGGGGCCGCUAGCCUCACCAUCGGAGCGUACCUUACACAGAAGUGAACGAGCCCUCUUUUCUACCAGCUUUGACUUUGUUCCUCGUCCUCCCCCUCGUCCUCCUCCUCCUCGUGCCUCUUCUUUUCCCUUUUUAUAGAUGCCCCUGACCCCACAGAGACAACCUUCAGACUCUUCCGAAUCUCGCCCUCUUCAAAGCCCCAUCUCGGAAAAACUCCCCUCUUCCUCGCCCCUCCAUGUCAAAACAGACACAAAUCGAAACAAUUGAAGCAACCAGACGAGCAGGACAAAGGACGUCAUGAGAAGCUUAGAUGUAAUCACACUAAGCUGAGUACAACUGAGGAGAAAGGAGGUGGCAUCGGUGGCAUGCAUCUUUUUUUUUUUUUUUUUUUUUUUUUGUUCUGCCUGCUUCUGUACUAGAUAUAGCAUGAAUGUUGAGUGUUAGUGUAAACGUUGCAUGUGUCAGAGCUCAUGCGGGACCUUCUAUUAGGAGGCCUUGGCGAUGGGGGUGCAUGGACAGUGAUGCCGCACACCCGGAGAGGAAACGGCCACAGACCCGCCCCUGCUUGUUAGGGUGAAGAACCCCGUUUGAACUAUGGACUCCGGUUACCCACCCCCACCCCCUGUAGCCGUCCUUCAAAGGACUUCCUCCAAGGAACAGCUGCUCAGAAUGUAUAAUGGAAACAGCUUGCUACAACCAGCGCGGCUCGUGUCUACUGCUUUCACUCCUCGGACGGCUCCAGUGAACUCUGAACACACUCCACCAUUAUACUCUCACCAGCCUCUAAGGGCCAGGGGAAGACUGAGCUCUGCUGAUCUUUCUUCUAGAGAGCUUGAAAACUCCUCGAUUGCGAUCUUUGUGUUGGUUUUAAUUUUUGCAGCACGCCAAAUCCCAGGAUUGUGUGGUUUUACCACAGGAAAAAAAAAAAGGAGGAGAAUGGAGAAUUUUUCAAGGAGUGAAAAACAUGCUGAAGAAGCCCUUCGUUAUCAUAUAUUGAUGAAUAUAUUGAGAAAAAUGUUGAGAACAGCACAAAAGAGCGAGGUAAAAGUAAAACAAAGCCUCUUAUGAAGGGAGUAGGCCUUUCGCUAUAUAAAUGGACAAGAUUUGAAAUGUGCAUUCCUUAAGCAAAGCGAUGUACAGAGACCGCUCCUCUGCUAAAAUCACUCCCCUUUAAAAAGCACCAUCAUUGUUCACAUAUUGGCACCAGACAACUCUUAAAGGCUAUCAGCUCUUUUCUAUUUUCUACCAACGUUUCUACCAGCUUUCUUACUCCACUCGUGGUCAGGUUGUUUGGGCUCACCCAGGUUUCAGAGCUCACCCUGUCAACAUGUGUCCUCCAGCUGCUGAGGCCACGCAGCGACUCGGUGCGGCUAGAAUCCACUCUGACAAAGGCGCUUGUUGACGUGGACUGAGAGAAACUCGCCUGGCUACGGAUGACUGCGUGGAAAACCACGGCAGCAGGGUUUAGGACUCAAGCCAGUGCGUCCCGUUUUUUCUGGAACCUGAGAUGUCCCUCCUCUCUGGUCUGCAAAUGCAUUCAGUCAUUGAUUUGUUUUAUUGAUGUUUGUCUUGUGUUACAGUCUGAUAGAAAAUUUGGGAGUGCACACAAGCUCCAAAUUAUUUUGGAUUAUUCUUUGGAAAAGUGAUUCUUUCUUUCUUUCUUUCUCUCGUUCUUUCUUUCCUCGGUCAUUAAAACUCUUCAACUUCUUUGUUGCAUGUAUGAAAGGUAGGCCUGUCGUCACACAACAAAUAUGUGUAACCAUAUUUAUACCAGAAUAGGGUAGCAUAUAACAAAACAAAUAACAGCAAUGGAGUUGCAUUUUUCUAUUUAUUGAGAGGUACCAGAUCACAGAUUUUUUUAACAGUACUUUAAUGAAAAAAUAAUUGUUUUCACUUUUUCUAUUCUAAGGAAUCACACUGUAACUGAUUUUUUUUUUUUUUCCUGGCUGCUAUUAUAACAAGAAAGAUGUUUUUUUUGUUUUUUUUUAAGUGAAAUUUUGUGUUGUAUUAACAUUGGCUUAAGGCUGCUAUACUGUCAAUUUUACUUUAACUUACAGCUUAAACUGCCACAGAUUUACAGUAUAGUUCUAGAGAGCUGGAAACCAAAGUUAACUUGUAUUAAUCUUUCAUUUCAAAAAAAGAAAAAACAAAAGAAAAAGUAGCUUAAGGAGAAUACACGUCGCUUCACUUCACUGCGUCUGUUCAGUGAGGUUCUCUCUCUUUGGAGGGUUUGUCUAGUGUUACUGUACUAUAUCAGCUUAACUUUUGUCAGCGUUGUGCUCCGAUGAUAACUCAGUGCUUAUCCGUAAAAUGUUGACCUGCCAGACUUAAACCUCAUCUCAGUUGUCACUAUAAACCACCCCAUUUCUCAUCACAGCAGCUCACAGUGUGUGAUAUAUUUCUAGUUCGUGUGUGUGUGUGUGUGUGUGUGUGUGUGUGUGUGUGUGUGUGUGUGUGUGUGUGUGUGUGUGUGUGUGUGUGUGUGUGUGUGUGUGUGUGUGUGUGUGUGUGUGUGUGUGUGUGUGUGUGUGUGUGUGUGUGUGUGUGUGUGUGUGUGUGUGUAAGAGGGAACCAGAAGGUGAUUUAUGAGCAAUCAGUAGGAGCGGCUCAACAGCAAUAUACUGUAACUUUUUAUAUUCUCUGUGCAUAUAUGAAUGUAGGCGCCAUGGUUGCUGUACUGUUUUAUGUCUAUAAUCACAAACCUGUAGCACUUAAAAAAAAAAAAAAAGAAAAAAAGAAAGUGAAUUGUGUUUCUGUUGUUUACUGCUAUAUCCACGAUAAGCUAGCGGGAUCAUAUUGUUCCUAAUAAACCGGAUUUCUCAAGCAGCUGCAGUCCAAGUUCAAGUUGUGUCGGAUUUGUCUUUUCAUCGUUUCUCAGCUUUGUCUGUGAGCAUGUCAGCAGACAGAAAGACAAUAAGACGUGUCUUAUGUUAGGAGCCCUGUUGAUAGUCUGCUCCUUUGAUUAUCUGAUAUCUGCAGCAGAACUAUAUAUGCAGCUUGCUUGUGUCAACUCUACAGUCUCCUUGUGAAGGACUGUGCAGGCGCAGCAGCCGCACCCCAUCAGACAUCAAAGCUG